AUGGGCUGCCAUUCCACCCUGGUAAAUUACCCCCAAGUGGUGGCGGUCGACACACUCAAGGCGGGCCCAGCGGCCACCGCGGUGGAAAACGCCACGACAAAGGCGGCGGACGUGGUGGAGGAACCGCUACGCAUCCAGCGGCCCACCCGGUUACGCUCCCAGCUGCCGUCAAGGCUACGCCAGUUUCAACUACAGUACGGCGAUUAUCGCGACGAUCAAUGCGGCCAUAGCCCGUUUCGUCAGUCCGACUCCGCUACCGCAGACACUCAGGCGACCGUUACCGCGACUACUAUCGCGAAGACCGCAGGUCUUACCGCGCCAACUAAGACGACCGGCGCUACCGCAGCCGCAGCUAUUCCAUGUACGACGACCGGCGCCAUCGUAGCCGCAGCGACAGUACGCCUCCAGCCGACCAAGGCUACGCCCAACCGGCAUCCACCCCCCUGCGCAGCCAAAGCCGCAACGCGUCGCGCGGCUCUACGCCUGACGGCCACCAACUCCACGUCAUCGGCCGUGGCACAGUACGACUCGAGGUCGCUGGCACCAACGAUAACACAUUAG
Messenger RNA from Aphanomyces astaci, 561 nucleotides. RefSeq lists its product as hypothetical. The transcript is spliced from 3 exons. Lineage: Eukaryota; Oomycota; Saprolegniomycetes; Saprolegniales; Verrucalvaceae. The record is from RefSeq and is a predicted model, not a curated record. Bases 1 to 561 code for a protein of 186 amino acids.